This is a messenger RNA of Hemiscyllium ocellatum (epaulette shark), 2033 nucleotides long. RefSeq names its product ornithine decarboxylase 1 (gene odc1). The transcript has 12 exons. Gene Ontology annotation, cellular component: cytoplasm. Gene Ontology annotation, molecular function: ornithine decarboxylase activity. The coding region runs from base 392 to 1777 and encodes 461 amino acids. NCBI's taxonomy places the organism in Eukaryota, Metazoa, Chordata, Chondrichthyes, Orectolobiformes, Hemiscylliidae. The record is from RefSeq and is a predicted model, not a curated record.
AGAGAAAACCGACCAGGGCCGGUUUGGGCCGGAGACGUCGCCUGGCAACCCGGCCUCGCUCUAUAAAAGGCGGCGGGACGGCGGCCGAGCGGCUUUAUCCUGUCAGCGGCGGGACGUGAAGGAGGAGAGCGCUCCUUUUUAUUUUCCGAACGGAUUUCUUCGAUGGACAUAGUCUUCGUAAAUGUUUUUUAAGAACGAACAAGUCACAAAGGUAUAUAACGGCUACGCAGAGAGCCCAGACCUUGCGCUGUAUCUUAGAGGGUUCAACUCUGUUGGAAAGCCACCUUGGCCAGACAGCUGAGUUCUGCUUUUAACUAGAUUCCAUCUCUUACUUGCCUGUUUUGUUGCAUAUUGCAGAUUCCUGCUUCGUGCAUCAUCCUAUAAAUUCAGAAUGAAUGACUUCAGCAAUAAUGAAUUUGAUUUUGCCUUCCUUGAGGAAGGAUUUAGUGCAAGGGACAUCUUGGAAAGCAAAAUAAAUGAAGUGACUCAUUCUGAUGACAAAGAUGCUUUUUAUGUUGCUGACUUGGGUGAUGUUGUCAAAAAGCACAUGCGCUGGCAAAGGGUUCUUCCUCGUGUGGCUCCUUUUUAUGCUGUCAAAUGCAAUGAUGACAAGGCUGUGGUUAAAACUCUUGCUACUUUGGGUGCUGGAUUUGAUUGUGCUAGCAAGACUGAAAUUCAGAUGGUGCAGUCCCUUGAUGUUCCAGUUGAGAAAAUAAUCUAUGCCAACCCAUGUAAACAAUUGUCUCAAAUCAAAUAUGCAGCUACACAUGGGGUGCAGAUGAUGACAUUUGAUAGCGAAGUGGAGCUGAUGAAAGUAGCAAGAGGUCAUCCAAGUGCAAAGCUAGUUCUGCGCAUUGCUGCUGAUGAUUCCAAGGCAAUCUGCCGCUUAAGUGUGAAGUUUGGAGCAACACUUAAGACUAGUAGACUCCUCCUUGAGCGUGCCAAAGAGCUGGGUAUUGACAUUAUUGGAGUAAGCUUUCAUGUGGGAAGUGGAUGUACAGACGCUCAAACGUAUGCCCAGGCUAUUGCAGAUGCUCGUUUUGUUUUUGAUUUGGGGGUAGAGUAUGGUUACAACAUGUACUUGCUUGAUAUUGGUGGCGGCUUUCCUGGUUCAGAAGACACUAAGCUAAAGUUUGAAGAGAUUGCAGCUGUUAUCAAUCCUGCACUGGACAAAUACUUUCCCAUUGAUUCUGGAGUUCAAGUCAUUGCUGAGCCUGGUCGGUUCUACGUGGCAUCUUCUUACACACUUGCUGUGAACAUUAUUGCCAAGAAAGUGGUUCUCACUGAACAGAGCAACUCUGAUGAGGAUGAUGAAUGUGACAGGACCGUCAUGUACUAUGUGAACGAUGGUGUUUAUGGUUCAUUCAACUGCAUACUAUAUGACCAUGCUCAUGUAAAACCAGUUCUACUUAAGAAACAGAAGUCUGAUGAGAAGCUGUACUUGACCAGUAUUUGGGGCCCGACCUGUGAUGGACUUGAUCGUAUUGUUGAACGUUGCAGUAUGCCAGAGCUUCAGGUUGGAGAUUGGAUGGUGUUUGAGAACAUGGGAGCUUACACUGUUGCUGCUGCCUCAACAUUCAAUGGAUUUCAAAGACCUCAGAUUUUUUAUGUUAUGUCAAGGCCAAUGUGGCAACUAAUGCAACGAAUCAAGGAAGGUGACUUUCCAUCCCAAGUAGAGGAUCGUGCUGCUAAUACUCUACUGGCGUCCUGUGCCUGGGAAAGUGGAAUGGAACUCCUUUGUUCUUCAUGCUCUUCAACAGGAAGAGUCAAUGUCUAGAUUGUUGCAUAGAACUUCACUGGCCAUUUGACAGUCUUAAGUAGAAUGUUUGGGUGAUAUUAAAUGGCUGCUGUUUGGAACCAGUAAGUUGUUCUGAGUGCUUCAAUUUUAAAGUUGUGGUUUAGUUUAUGUAUGCAACAAAAUGGUUGACUAGGAGAUGGAAUCACAUUCUAAAGUGUUCCUAUGGAAACUUGUUUACACUUUUUAUAACAUUUUUGUAUUAUUAUUUGAACUUGAAAUAAAAAGAUUAAACUUA